Molecule: messenger RNA, 969 nt
Organism: Diversispora eburnea
Lineage: Eukaryota; Fungi; Glomeromycota; Glomeromycetes; Diversisporales; Diversisporaceae
Source: the annotation of a GenBank genome assembly
AUGAAUACUAGUUCGGCUCGUUGUAGAAAGAGACAAGUGCGGACACAACGCAAUACCAUUCAAAAUACAUCCUCCUCUUCGGUAUCUUCUGAAAUAAUUUUAACACAAAUGACUCACGAAAUAAAAGCCAAUAUUUUAUCUCUUCCCGAUGAACUACUCACAAGGAUUUCAUUCCAUUUAACUUUACCUGAAUAUUCACAUUUAUCUCGAACUUGUAGGAUAUUAAAUUCACAUUUUCAACGAGAACUUAUUUUGUUCCUCCGUCAUGUAUAUGGCCGUUCAGUACAUUCAGGUUCAUUAAUUCUUUUUGCAUAUGGUGCACAUUUACAAUAUCGAGCACCAAGAUUACUUGAUCGUAUUAUGGAUGAAUUUUUUGUUGAUUCAACUAAUAAUAUAGGAUACGCUUAUUCAGGUUACUUAAGUAUAUCCCGUCAAGCAAAUACAAAUUCAAGAUGGCCGACAUAUUGGUCGGUUUUAUAUUCACUUGAUAAAGCUCCUACCUUAGAUCCUCCCCAAAAUUAUACAUGUUUUUCUGGCGAUGGCGCGUGUUAUCUUCAGCCCCACCAGAACAUGUCUAAUUAUAAAUGCGCUUCCACCCAAUAUAAUGGUUCGGAAACGAUAUCAUCAUCCACAAAUCCAAAAUUAGAAUUUCUUGAAAAAUAUGUGGCGAGAAUGAAUUCAAAAUUUGCAAGAUGUUCUGCUGGAAGUGUUGAACAAUCUUCGAAUUCUGAUAAUAAUGGACGUUGGCAUAUUUCAGAUAUAAGGGAGAAAAAAACAUAUAGGAUGUUGAUAAUGCAAAAUAUUCGAUAUGGGGACGUUGAUCUUUUAAAAUUUUAUUUGGAGAAUUAUGGUGCACCUGUAAAUGGUGUUGUUCGAUUUACACCAGAGGAGCAAGUUUAUCUAAUGCAAGAGCGGGAGUUGAUGGAGUUAUUAGAUAAACAUGGUAUACGAGUAGUAGUGACGGAAUGA